GCAACUACGUGGGAACACCAGCACGCCAUACAGAACCCACAGCCCAUAGUGCUCACAGCCCGGCCACAUCCACUUGCGCCUCCCUGCUAUCCUCCGCCUGUUAUCCACUCCUCUCUCGCCACACUUCUUCUCACCCGUCAGACUCGUGACACAUAACGCCCACAUCUAAAUUGCUUUGUGAGCCUAAAUACCUAAAGAUCCGGCGUUGCUCGACUAGGAGUUUGCAAAUUCAAAAUGUCAGAUUCUCAUACUUUGACCAAUGGCGGAGGCAUAGGGCUUCGACCUGCGGUUGAAAUACCUUGUUCGUCUGAGGCUGCUGAAUCUUCAACUUCACGCUCAGAGGCCAAGUUUGAAACUCCCGGAUCGCCUCAAACCGAUUCCUACCUUCUUUCCAUCCGUGCGGCUCCUGUAUCGCCAGCUUCCUCUCGCCCAUCGUCGGCUGCUUUUUCGCACUCUCCUUCCACGCCGCCAUCACGCACGGCUUCGCCUGCUGCUAGUGGAAGAAGACGCAGCGAGUCAGCUGCUUCAAGCCCUUCGAGAGGCAAGGCUGCUUCAAAUGUGAGAAGGAGGAGCUUGCUCGGUACGAACGUUGCAUUGCCUGGAGAUGAUGACGAGGAAGAAGGAAGCAAAGAGGCAGCAGACGCUGGAGAAGGUGUACCGACAAUACCCGAACAUUCUCAGUUACAGACGGAUGAUGACGGUGAUUCUUUAGGGCUGGAAGGGCUCCCAGAUGGAGAUGGCCCAAAAAAAGUGGACCAGGCUGAUGAUGGCAAGCCUGUGCUUUCACCGUAUCAAGCUGGGCUGGCCGCCACCGUUCGAUCAAUUGUCGUGCGCGAUUUCGCAUACCACAAGACGGACGAUCGAUACCAUGGGCGAAAUUACGAGGAGGAGAAAUGGGGCAGUCCGAAUGACCCGGAAACACGCUGGGGCGAGGAGAAGCCGCUGGAGGAAGAGAAAGACGAUAACGCAGGUGGAUGGGGAGGGUUUGGCUUCUUCGGAUGGAGAUCACGAUUUGGGAAACAGAACGAGGCAGAAGAUGGGGGCGCAGUAAAUGAUCAAGUGGAUGUGGUUGACGGUGAUGCCGAUGAAGACUACUAUUCUUCCCCACAACCAUCCGAACCGGAUGCCUCUGGCUAUGCCUACAAGAUACUACCUCCUCUGUCGCCGUCGCUCGAGCCUGCGGGGUUAUACCGAGCGGCCUACAUGUUCGAGGGGAUGGGUGCCAGUGAAAUGUCUGUGGAUGAAGGGGAGCUGCUGCUGCUCACUGGUCGGGGGAAUGGAAACCCGGGAUGGGUUAUUGCCCGAAGGAUGCGGGUUGAGGAUGGAAAGGUGCAUAGGAGCGAAGCUGUCGGGUUGGUGCCCGAGUCGUACCUCGAACGGGUGGAGGUGCUGGACGCAGAGUGAGAUAUGGCUAUGCUGCAUGUAUAUGGGUUGCCUGCACGGUGGAUCGUAUGCAUA
This is a messenger RNA of Cryptococcus deneoformans JEC21, 1458 nucleotides long. RefSeq lists its product as hypothetical. The record is from RefSeq and is a predicted model, not a curated record. Lineage: Eukaryota; Fungi; Basidiomycota; Tremellomycetes; Tremellales; Cryptococcaceae. Gene Ontology annotation, molecular function: protein binding. The transcript is spliced from 2 exons. The coding region runs from base 235 to 1404 and encodes 389 amino acids.